Messenger RNA from Melitaea cinxia (Glanville fritillary), 1536 nucleotides. RefSeq names its product protein arginine methyltransferase NDUFAF7 homolog, mitochondrial. Bases 133 to 1446 code for a protein of 437 amino acids. The transcript has 6 exons. The record is from RefSeq and is a predicted model, not a curated record. NCBI's taxonomy places the organism in Eukaryota, Metazoa, Arthropoda, Insecta, Lepidoptera, Nymphalidae. Gene Ontology annotation, biological process: mitochondrial respiratory chain complex I assembly. Gene Ontology annotation, molecular function: protein-arginine omega-N symmetric methyltransferase activity. Gene Ontology annotation, cellular component: mitochondrion.
UGUCAAGUUUGACUUGUAGGAUUGUGUAUACUCUUUGGAUUUUGUUAACAAUUGGUUAACAAGAUUUUUAAGAUUACUUUCUAAAAAUAAAUUCGAAUAAAGUUAAAAGCUGAAUAUAUUUAUCGAAUCAAAAUGAACUCUCGAAACUUAUUUCGCGCUCUAACUAAGCCGUUAUUCAUACAUAAUAUGUGUAAGCGACAGAAAAGUUAUAAGGUUGUAAAACGGCCGGACCCCAGUAGCUUAAAAAUGCCCAACUUAGCCGAUGCUCCGAGUAUAAUGGAUAUCAUUAAAGAAAAAUUGCGUUUAAAUGGGCCAUUGACAGUCGCGGAAUAUAUGAACAUAGUUAUAACGAAUCCUACAGAAGGAUAUUAUAUGAAAAAAGACGUAAUAGGCGAAACGGGGGAUUUUAUAACUUCGCCUGAAAUCAGUCAGUUGUUUGGUGAGAUAUUAGCAGUUUGGUUCUAUGCAGAAACACAGAAAAUGUGUUCUGGGAAACCACUGCAAAUUGUUGAACUAGGACCGGGCAAAGCGACAUUGUUAAUAGACAUUUUGAGGGUACUGAAUCGCUACGGGUACAAAGCAAGCGACCUCAGCCUACAUCUUGUUGAAAUUUCUUCAACGAUGCAGUUAUUACAAGCUAAUAGGCUAUGUGCUACACAUAAAGAAACCGGUUUAGAACUACCUUAUAACCAUGAGGGUGAAACAGCAAGUGGUAUCAAAGUGUACUGGUACAAUGAUCUGAAGAAAGUGCCCAAAAACUUCUCUUGGUACAUAGCUCACGAAUUUUUCGAUGUUCUACCUGUCCAUAAGUUUGAAAAAACAGAAAAAGGCUGGCGAGAAAUACUAAUAGACCUUGAUGAGAAUGGAAAAUUGCAGUACAGAAUAGCUGCAAAUGAAACACAAUCUGUCAAAGUUCUGGUUAGACCACCGUUAGAUGCUGGUGAUAGAAUGGAACUCGAAAUAAGUCCUAGAGCUCUGGGUAUCGCGAGACAACUUGCUAAUAGAGUUGACCAACACGGAGGCCUGGCGUUGAUUGCUGAUUAUGGUCACAAUGGAGAUAAAGGAGACACAUUUAGGGCUUUCCACAAACACAAAGUUGUGGAUCCACUUGAGAAUCCUGGUGAAGCAGAUCUAACAGCUGAUGUAGAUUUCAGUCAGUUGAGGAUAUCUGCGUCUAUGACGCCGGGGGAGGAGAACUACGCUGUGGUUGUAGGACCAGUGAAACAAACUGAAUUCUUAGAACGGAUGCAAGCAGCUGUUCGACUACAAGUUCUACUAGAUAAUGUUAAUACAGAUGAAGAAAAAGAAAAAAUUAAAGCAGCGUACGAAAUGCUUGUUGAUCCAAAAAAAAUGGGAGAAAGAUUCAAAUUCAUGGCGUUUUAUCCAUCAGCGAUGGCGCCAAUAUUGCAAAAGUUCCCACCUUUGGGUUUUUCUACGCUUAAAUAGUUUUAAGCAUAGCAACACCAACAGAAUAUUAAAUAAGUUUUUAGUUGUCAAUGUAUUAAUAAUAGAAAAUUGUUGUUAAUUAAAAAAUAA